Molecule: messenger RNA, 16314 nt
Organism: Pantherophis guttatus
Lineage: Eukaryota; Metazoa; Chordata; Lepidosauria; Squamata; Colubridae
Gene: PCLO
Product: piccolo presynaptic cytomatrix protein
Biological process (GO): protein localization to synapse; presynaptic active zone assembly
Cellular component (GO): axon; membrane; GABA-ergic synapse
Molecular function (GO): structural constituent of presynaptic active zone; protein binding; metal ion binding
Source: RefSeq, a predicted model, not a curated record
GCGCCGCAGCCGCAACCACGGAAGGCGCCCGGCUGGUCGGCCAUGGAGAGCCCCCUCGCGGAGUCCUGAGCGCCCGGGCGAGAAGGGCCCCGGGGGCGCGUCCACCUGCCCCUUCGCCCGCCGGCCGCUUCCGCCCCUGCUCGCCCGCGGCCGCGCUCGCCGACCAUGGGCAACGAAGCCAGCCUGGAGGGCGGCGAAAGGCCGGCCGGGCUGCCCGAAGGUGUGGCCGGGGCCGCUGCGGGAGACCUGGCGGGGGACCUGAGCCGCUUAAGCCCGGAGGAGCGCAGGCAGAUCGCCGCCGUCAUGUCAAGGGCGCAGCAGGCGCUGCCCGCAGGAAAGACCGCCGGCCCGGAGGCGCCUCCCUUGACAAGAUCUGCUCCACCGGAUGGCAGUGAUCACCCAAAGCAACAGGGCAAGCCUCCAGCUCCUCAGAGCAAGCUACCAGAUCCUGGGCGCCCUACGCUAAGUAAAAGCAAAACAGUUGAUACCCUGAAAACAGAGCAACAGGUCCCUGGAAGAAGCACAUCAUCCAUGAGUUUGAGAGAGUCUAAAUCAAAGACUGAUUUAAAAGAUGACCAGAAGCCAGCUAUGAUGCCCAGCUUUCUCUCAGAUGCCAACCCAUUUGGCGCAGUCACAUCAGUUGUAAAUAAAUUCAAUCCUUUUGGUUUGAUAUCUGACUCAGAUACAAACCAGAAUGAAGGCUCCAAGAAAGUGAAGCCCACCCAAAAGGAUCAGGAUAGAUCUGAGCAACAAGAGGGACUCUCCAAGCAACCUCUGCAGCAUUCAUCUCCCAAGCCAAGCAGUCCACAACAUGGGCCCAUCAAACCGGCCCCACAAAAAGCACGACCUCCCAAGCAGAUGCCACAGCAGCAACUACAAUCUGGAAUCCCUAAGCAAAGCCAGAAACCAGGCUCUGGCCAAACAGCAGAAGAAGCAAAACAGUGUCCAGGACCACCCACCUCUCCGAUCCCAAAACAAGAAUCUACGAAACCUGCAAAAUCUUCCCCACAACAGUUGGGAACUGAAAAGCCUCCUAGUGUGGGCCUUGCUAAAACAGCCUCCCAGUCCCCUGUUCUCAAAAAACCAACACCCCAGCAGGGAGCGCCUCCUUCUAAGCAGAAAGCUCAGCAGCCGGAAGGUCCUGCAAAGGCUGAACCAGCAGCCUCCAGUAAGCAACCAUUGCAACGUUUGGCUGGUCCCGCAAAAUCAGCCCUUCCCCAGCCUGGAGGACCUGGAAAGCAACCCUCUCAGCAGCCUGGGCUCCCCGCGAAGCCUCCCACCCAACAGGCUGAGCCUACCGUUCAAUCCCAGCAACAGGCGGGGCUGACAAAAACUGACCAUCCACCUUCCUGGCCUUCCCAGCAGCAACAUGGGAUUCCCUCACAACCCGGAUUACAAGACACACAAAAAAAGUUUUGCCCACUUUGCACAAACACUGAACUCCUCCUGCACAUUCCUGAGAAGGCCAAUUAUAACACCUGCACCCAGUGUCAAACUGUAGUCUGCAGUUUAUGCGGCUUUGAUCCUAAUCCUCAUAUAACAGAGAUUAAAGAAUGGUUAUGUUUAACCUGCCAGAUGCAAAGAGCUUUAGGUGGGGACUUAGCUCCUGCUCACGGCUCUGGACCUUCAGUACCCAAGCAAGAAACUUCAGCCAAAGCAGCUUCUCAACCACAGCCAGCUAUGAAGAAGAAAGAAACUGCUCUAAAACAUGAUGUGACCAAGUCCUUGGAGCAGAAAAAGCCACCAAUGCAAACAAAGCAGGCUACUCUGCCCAGUUCUUCUCCUGCAAAAGCAGAGGCUCUUCCUGCUGAACCCAAGCUGGCAGAAUCUACCCUGAAGUCCAUCCAGGCCAAGCUGUCAGGAAGUGAGGAUAAACAGAGGCAGUCUAGUCCUCAGAAACUUACAAGUGAUGCCGCAACUAAACCUUCACAAUUGGAUUCCAAACAAAAUGGCUCCAAGCCUUUACUCACUCAACGUAAAGCAGAACACCUUCAGAGGUCAGAAGAUGACAACCUACCACAGGACCAACAUGCACCUGUUGAUAUAAUUGCUGCUCCAGAUUGCAAAACUUUAUCUCAAGUGUCUUCUCAAAAGUCUGAAACAAAACUUAGCGCUCAGCUUGAAACCGAUUUAAAUGCUAAGGUCCAAAUGGAAGCUGAAACAGCAGGAGUAAAGGAAUCUUCUAUGAAAAUCCAGCCCCAGUUGAAUCCCAAACCAGAUGCCAAAUCGACUCCAAAAGGUCAACAAGCCUCAAUGGGCGCGAAGCCCAGCCAAGCCCGACCUCAGGUUCAAGCCCAACUGCCUCCAAAAGCACCGGAACAAGCCAAGCGUUUUGGCAUUCAUGCAGGAGGUGAUGCUCCCAAGUCACUUCCUGCAGCUCCUCCAGAAACGGUUACCGGAAAGCUGUUUGGAUUUGGGGCUUCGAUUUUCAGCCAGGCUUCCAAUUUGAUCACCACAUCAGGCCAGCCAGGAGCUCAGGCACCGGGACCUACCCCUUUGACCCCCUCCAAGCAGCCCCCUCCCCCUGUCCUGCAAAAAGACCCCCCUCCACCAUCUCCUAAGGGGGCGCCUGCAAAGAAGGAAGCAAAGCCUCCUGUGACAGAAAAAACCUCUCAAAAGGAAGCCAGCCAGCCAGAGACUGAGAAGAAGCUGUUGCCUGCCCGGGCCUCCCAGGCGCCUGAUGGGGCUGGGACAGAAAAGGGGGCGGGGCCACCGGAAGCACCCCAAGGGCCCCCACCGGCCUCCCUGUGUCCUCUCUGCAAAACUGGCCUGAAUGUGGGGUCUAUAGACACUCCAAAUUACAACAGGUGCACAGAGUGCAGGAUUGUGGUAUGCAGCCUUUGUGGCUUUAAUCCCACGCCCCACAUCACAGAGGUCCAAGAAUGGUUAUGCUUAAACUGCCAAACUCAAAGGGCGCUAUCAGGACAACUUGGGGAUAUAGAGAAAAUCACUCCUCCUAUGUUUCCAAAAUCCCCAGUGAGACCAUCAAAUCCUGUCCUUCAAAGUCAGUCCAAACCUACUGAGUUGCACCAACAACAACAGAUUUCAGCAAAACCUGCCCUGCCAUCUGAAAAACCAAAGAUUGGUUCAGAAAUUCAGAAAGAAGAUCUAAAGGUAAAGAAAGACACACUUUUAACGAAGACAUUUACUGAUAGGAUCCAAGAAGAAAUUUUUAAAAUUGAUAUUUCAAAGCUUUCACCAGGAAAAUUAGCAAAAACAACAUCUGUUGAUAAAAUCAUUCAAGGAAUUUCAAAAGAAGAUUCAAAAGCAGAAAAGGAAAAAUUGGGAAAAUCGUCAUCUGCUGAUCAAAUUCUUAAAAAUGAGUCAAAACUGGCUACAAUUGAUAAGCGUUCACAUGAUAAGAUAAACAUGGAACAUGUGAAAAUACCUCUAUCCAAAGACUCAAAAUAUCAACCGGUAAAACUGGCCAGGGAGGAACCUCAGAAGGAAGACCCAGCCAUUCAAGUCAAAUUACCAUCUGCUGAUCAGAGUCAGAUGGAUCGGGUGACCUUGGAAAAAAUACCAUCAGCUGAAAAAAUUCCACAAGUUGUUCAAAAGCCAGAACCAAAGAUUUAUCGAGACAAAAUGACAAAAGUAGCCUCAGAUGGUGAAAUUGUGAAAGUUGAACCAAAAUUUCAGCAGGCAAAAUUGGCCAAAAUACUAUCCUCUGAUCAAAUUCAGAAAGAAGAUUCAAAACGAAUUCCAGCAAAAAUAAUGAAAACGGCAUCUGCCGAUCAGCUUUUAAAAAAUUCUGUGAAAUUUAAGGAACUAAAACAAGUGAAAUUGCCCAGGGUGGAACCAAAGUCUUCCGAGACAAGUAACGGCCAAAGGCCACCAUCAGAAGCCUCAGACCACCUCCCCAAAAUCGGACACGUACUAGAACGAAAGCAAUCGUUUGAAGAAAAGCCGGAAGCUGAAAUGCAUGUUGAAACAAAACAGCAGGAAGAACAUCCCAUGAUAUCAGAAACCAUUUCAAAGGCUCAUAAACUACCCAAAGAUCUACCCGUAUCGUUACCAAAAUCUUAUCCUGUGGAGUCAGUGAGAGAAAAAACAGAAAAAGAAGAUGACAAAUCAGACAUAUCAAGUUCUCAGCAGCCCAAAAGCCCUCAAGGCUUGAGUGAUACAGGAUAUUCCUCUGAUGGCGUCUCGAGUUCACUUGGUGAAAUUCCAAGUCUUAUUCAGACGGAUGAGAAGGAUGUGUUGAAAGAGUCUUUUGAGAAAGAGUCUCUUUCGCAAGGGGGCAGCCCAGCUAGCCCCUCUGACCUGGCCAAGCUAGAAAGCACGGUCUUGUCAAUUCUGGAAGCUCAAGUCACAAGCCUCGUGGAGGAGAAGUCUGGAAGAACCAAAGGCCUUUCUGCUGAGCAGACAAAGGUCUCUCGUGAAACGGCACUCUUGCCUGUCACCUCAGAGCCUCUUGGUUCUGAGGAAGAAGGUUUGAGAAAACCGAGCAUUCAAGAUGAAGGAGACCCUGAACAAGGCAGUAAAGAAACUUUGCCCCCUCAGAAAAGGCCCAAGCAGACAGCAGGGGUGGCAGAGAGUGCAUCAACCAGAAGGCCGCGCUAUGACUCUGUGGAAGACAGCAGUGAGAGUGAAAACUCCCCUGUGCCACGAAGAAGAAGAAGGCAGACCAGUGCUGACUCCUCAAGCAGCGACGAUGAAGGCAAAGCAGAAGACAGUCCAGAUUCAGGCGAUGAUGAGGAUUUUAUUCGGAAGCAAAUCAUGGAAAUGAGUGCUGACGAAGAUGCUUCCGGUUCCGAAGAUGAAGAAUACAUCAGAAAACAAUUAAAAGAAAUUAGUGCAAAUGAAACUCAGAAGAAGGAAGAAGUUAAGAUCAAAAAAGGAAUAGGUGGAAAACAUAAGAGGGUGUCGCGUAAAAGUAGUGCAGGCUAUGAAGAGGAUUCUGGAAGGCGCCAUUCCUGGCAUGAUGAUGAUGAUGACGAGGCUUUUGAUGAAAGUCCAGAACCAAAAUAUAGAGAGACGAAAAGUCAAGAGAGUGAAGAAAUUAGUGCCACCGGAGGAGGGGGUCUUCGCCGCUUCAAAACAAUAGAACUUAACAGUACAAUUACAAAUAAAUUUUCUGAAGCAUCAGAAACACCAAAGAGAUGUUUAUACUUUGAUGAAGAGCCGGAAUUAGAAAUGGAGAGCCUUACAGAUUCACCAGAGGACAGAUCACGGGGAGAAGGAUCCUCUAGUCUGCAUGCGUCCAGCUUCACCCCAGGUACAUCUCCUACCUCUGUUUCAUCCUUUGAUGAAGACAGCGACAGCAGCCCCAGCCACAAAAAAAUGGGGGGAGAAACCAAGCAGCAGCGUAAAGCCAGACAUCGGACACACGGGCCUCUUCUCCCGACGAUUGAAGAUUCUUCCGAGGAAGAAGAACUCAGGGAGGAGGAAGAGUUGCUGAAGGAGCAGGAAAAACAGCGUGAACUAGAACAGCAACAACGAAAAAGCUCUAGCAAGAAGUCUAAGAAAGACAAAGACGAGCUCAGAGCCCAGAGAAGGAGAGAGCGACCAAAAACACCACCCAGUAACCUUUCUCCGAUCGAGGACGCUUCGCCAACUGAAGAACUGCGUCAGGCGGCAGAAAUGGAGGAAUUGCAUCGAUCUUCCUGCUCUGAAUAUUCCCCGAGUAUUGAAUCUGACCCUGAAGCUUUUGAAAUCAGCCCAGAAAAAAUAAUAGAAGUGCAGAAGGUUUAUAAGCUGCCAACGGCUGUCUCGCUCUACUCUCCUACAGACGAGCAGCCCAUCGGAAUGGCCAAGCAAGGGAACAAUCAGAAGAUUUUGAAAAGUGCAGAGGAGGUGUAUGAAGAAAUGCUGCAGGCGUCUCAGAUGGCCAAACCUCUUCCAGGUGAAAAUGAAAGGGAAGAGGUAUUCGAGAAGGAGCCUUUAUAUGGCGGCAUGCUCAUAGAAGACUAUAUCUAUGAAUCGUUAGUAGAGGGUGCUUACAGUGGGGAGUCCAACCUCAUUUCAAAACAAGAAGAGUGUGAGGAAUUUAGCCAAGAGGAAGAGCAAAAAAAACCCCCGGAGCACAUCUAUGAAAAACCUAUGCAAAAACCCAUUGAUUUACAAGAUACCUAUUAUAGGAUAGAGCUUUUGCAUUCAAUUAUGCCUCAGGAGGACAUUGUCUCUAGUUCUUACAUUAUGCCCGAAAGUCAUGAAAUCAUUGUCCUGGACAGUGUGGCACCAUCUUCGAGUGAUGAAAAGCAGCUGCUAGAUGCAGAUGUGGUUUAUGAAGAACUGAUGAAGCGGCAGGGAAUACAGCUGACCCCAGGCUCCAGUCCCACUCAGUCAUCCCCUGAAUUAGUUUCUGUCACAAAGAGGAACCUCUCUGGAGAAGCAGGAGAUAGUAACUCCCUAGUUUCGAGCACUUCUUCAGCAGUUUCAGACACAACGUCCGGGAGCCCUGUAGUGCUGCCCAUUCCAGAUGUUAAAAUCACCCAGCACUUUACAGCUGAAGAAACAGAGGAUAACUAUUUCACUGAUUAUGCCCAUGAGAUGGAAGAAAUUAUUUCCCAGGAAACGUCCAUGUUGACAGACUCAGAGGUCUUAGAAAGUGCCACCCCUGUUUUCCCAUCGGAUACAUGUUCUCUCACAUCAUCUACAUCUUCUGUUUACACAACUGGCACGCCUUCGCCUGUAGCUGGAUCAGAUGGCAUCACUACCAUUUGUAGAGAUUCAGUAGAUGCUCUUAGUGGACUAUCAGAUUCAGAAGGGGUCGUUUCAAUGGCACAGGCUACUACAAUUUCCCAAAUUGAGGACUACGAACCUCUUGCAUUAUCCCCCAAGAAGGCACCCAUAGCCAAAGAUCUGACUGAUGCCAGUCAGGGGUCAGUUACCUUUCCUGAAACUGAUUCCUUUGUAUCCACUUCUGUGGAAACAAAACCCACAAGUGUUGUCCCUGCUGCCUUGGCAGAAGAUGGCAAAGUGGGAAGAGACAUGGCAAAGUUUAAUGAACUAAAGAGACUUUCUGAAGAUGAAUAUUCAAGGAUUUCCAUUAAUGUGGCAGGAAUAGAUGCUGUAUCUGACCAAGAAUUUAUCUGCAUAGUUCCAUUAUGUACUGUUUCUUCUGUUACCCCUGCACCUGAAACUUCUCCAGCUUCCAUUGCUAGUUCCCAGACAUACUCAUUUCUGGAAAGAUCUCUUGUUCAUCCCUCCCCACCGUACGCUCCUCCUCCACCCCCACCUCCCCCACCUCCCCCACCCAUUCUACCAAAGCCAGCCGUUUAUCCUAAAAAGAAGCCGCCAGUUAAAACUGCAGUGACAACAGCUCCCAUCAUGGUAUCAUCCAUUAGUACUGUCAAAGUAGGAGAUACCUCUGCUAUAAAAACGAGUGUGUCUCCUGUCACAAAAAUAUGCACACCGACCCCACCUCCCGUCCCCCCUAAGCCAGCUUUAAUUCCAGCAGGGCUUGUAUUCACGCACAGACCUUCUGAAAUAAUAAAGCCUCCUAUUGCUCCUAAACCAGCCAUUCCUCAGUUACCGGUGGCUAUUCAUAAACCAACAGAAACACAGUCCAAGCCAGCAGGUCUGCCUUUUACCAGCUCCAUGACUCUGAACUUGAUUUCCCCUGCUGAAUACAAAUUGACCUCUCCCACCUCCCCAUCAUCUCCACAUUCUAAUAAAUCCUCCCCGAGGUUGUCCAAACCCUCUCAGGAAACCUAUGUUGUUAUCACGCUGCCCUCUGAGCCUGGGACUCCGAUUGAAUCCAUUACCAGCCAAGCCAUCAGCAGUUGGCCUGCAGCUUCACCCCUUAGGGAACAAGCUCCAGAGGCUGUACAGACAUUAUUCAUGCCAUCUGUAAGUUCACUGCAAAUGCAAAGUACAACAGAUCAAAGCAAGAGUAUCCCAGAUGCUUUGAAUGCUGUUGCUUUUAUCCCUACUACUACUACUGGACAGCCAAUUUUUGGCAUGGUGCCUAAGUCCGCUACAGAACUAAUAACAACAGGGAUUGCCAGGACUGCCAUGUCUUUCGUAAAAAAUGCCGGGUUAGAUAGCGUUUCCAUAACUAUACCCCCAGACACAGUACCUGCGGAAGAGAGAACUAAAUACAGAGAAAACGUAAGAUCCCAUGUCUUUGGUGACGUUAUGGAUCUCCGUACCUUGACUAAGACUAGUAUUGAUAGAACAGAUAGCUGUAUGGACCUAUCUGCCACUCCCACAGAUGCGAGAAGACAGACAAUGGCAGGUGACACUUCUGGGCAGUGGGUAAGCACAGUUCAGCCAGGGAUCAUAAAUCUUAGUACUGUGUCCAUGGUCAGCCUCUCUUUAGCUCCAGUGGCUGAUGCCGUUUCAGUGGUGACCUGUGCAUCUACUCAAAGUUACAGUGCAAGUAUAGAAAGCCUCAUAGACCUUGGGCAUGGAAUGACAACUCCACUUCAGUUAACAACGUCAAAGCCUUUUGAGCUCGAUCCUGGAAUAACAGGAAGCCAGGCCCUCUUUUCAGGCAGAGAAGACGCUCCCAUCAAUCUCUCCCUGGGUACGCCAGCAUCGGCACUCACCUGGGCUGCUACAAAGCCUGCCACCGCACCUCCAGUUGGGGUAACCAACGAUUGCAUCACUGCUUCUCCCGCUCACACAACUGUGGACAGUGGUGUAGUUGACCUGAGCACUACAAAAUCCCACAGAACAAUGGUGACCGUUGAUGAAACGACUUCAGGAUUUUUUACAACUGUAAUAGAAGAUGAUGAAAAACCUGUAGAUCUGACUGCAGGGAAAAGGGCUGUUUGUUGCGAUGUGAUUUACAAAUUGCCAUUUGGGAGGAGCUGCACCGCUCAAGCCCCAGCAACUACCCUUCCGGAAGAUCGUUUUGGCUACAGGGAUGACCACUACCAGUAUGACCGCUCCGGGUCCUACGCUUACAGGGGAACUGGGGGCAUGAAGCCCUCCAUGUCAGACACCAAUUUGUCCGAGGCUGGGCUCUAUCCGUAUAAGAGCAAGAACGCCUUUGAGUACCAGGUUGGGGCGGCCGAUCUAGCAGUAGACUUGACUUCUGGCAGAGUCACUACAGGUGAAAUUAUGGAUUAUUCAAGCAAGAUUUCUGAUCCAUAUCCAGAGAGCCGGCAUGUGAUUUCUGGCAUUAGUGCACCUCAGUAUUCCCAAGCAAGAAUGGUCUCCUCCUUAGGAGCCCCCUAUGGAAGUGUGUUGAGAUCCUCCAACGGGGUGGUUUACUCCUCAGUGGCAGCUCCGAUCCCAUCUACAUUUGCUAUCACCACACAGCCUGGCUCUAUUUUCAGCACUUCAGUCCGAGACCUGCCUUCUCUUCAUGCCAUUGAUUCAGUGCCUUCCUUGCCAAGCUUGCCACAGAGCCAGGCGCUCCCAAGCUCAUUGCAAUUUUUGACAACCAUAGCUUCUGAAAAAGACACUUCCGUUCCUGGCAUUGACCCAGGGAUACAACCUCUCCCUCUAGAAGCUAUUGCCACUGAGCCAACACUGCCUGUCUUCAGUACAGCUUCUGAAGCCUUCCUAGAUGGAAUUGAAGAUGAAGGAACAGUUCUCAUUGACACCGAAGAAGACAAGCAACAGCAUUUGGACAUAGAACGUGAGCUUCUGGAGCUUGAAAAACUGAAACAGCAGCGCUUUGCAGAAGAGCUAGAAUGGGAACGUCAAGAAAUACAGAGGUUUAGAGAACAAGAACAAUUCAUGGUUCAAAAGAAGCUCGAGGAACUGCAUUCUAUGAAGCACCACCUUCUCUAUCAGCAGGAAGAAGAGAGGCAGGCUCAGUUCAUGAUGAGACAAGAAACAUUGGCUCAGCAGCAGCUACAUAUCGAACAAAUUCAACAACUUCAACAGCAGCUUCACCAGCACUUAGAAGAGCAAAAAAUCCACCAGAUGUAUCAAUAUAAUUACGAUCCUUCUGAAAUGGUGUCCCCAAAAACGACCACAGAUCAAGUCUUCCUCGAUGGCCAAUACGCUGCAAGCAGCCAGUUCUGGCCUGGUGAGGAGGUGAUCACCACUACCUCUGCUCUCCUGGGGAUAGAAAUUCCAGACAGCCAAGGCUGGUACGCUGUCCAAUCGGAGGGCAUGACUCAGUACGUUCCCAAGCCAGGGACCUUAAGUUCUGUUUCUGAGCUAUCUCUUAAAGAUGUGGAUGUGAGAGAGGAAAAGCAACUAAAAAAGAAGAGUUCCACACCAAAGCUGCAUGGCCUUUAUGGGGAACACGAUGAAGGCACUGAAGGUGAACCCAGGGGUCUUAAAAAGAUAGUGGAGAGCGGCGUCCAAACGGAUGAUGAGGAUAGUGCAGACUUAGGCUAUGCAGACAGGAGACACAGAACCAAAAAGAGUGUUGAUACAAGUGUUCAAACGGAUGAUGAGGACCAAGACGAAUGGGAUCCCACCAAUAGAUCAAGAAGAAAGACCCGUGUAGGGAAAUACGAAGGGAGUGUGGAAGUGGAUAAGGGUAAACCCCUUUCCAAGGUCUCCAGUAUUGCGGUACAGACCGUGGCAGAGAUAUCUGUACAAACUGAACCUGUCGGAACAAUAAGGACUCCAUCGGUUAGGGCUCAGUUAGAUGCAAAGAUAGAAAUAGUCAAACACAUUUCAGCUCCAGAAAAGACGUACAAAGGAGGAAGUUUGGGAUGUCAGACAGAAACAGAUUCAGACACCCAGAGUCCCCCGUAUCAUAAAGCCACUUCCCCUCAGAAAGAUAAAAAGCGCCCAACGCCAUUAGAAAUAGGCUAUUCAUCCCACCUUCAUCCUGAAAACACCCUUCAGGUAGCUCCUUCAGCUCCUAAAUCUCCCAAAGUCCUCUAUUCUCCCAUUUCACCUGUUUCUCCAGCUGCAGUCAUGGAGUCGGCCUUUGUGCCCUAUGAGAAGCUGAUGGCUGAAGAUACUAGUUCUCAGAAAAUGCUUCAUGCCGACGUGCCCACAGCUGCUCAGCUGAGCCCAGAGUCUGCCAAGGGGAUCCAGCGUACUUUGUCAGACCCGAAGCCUCUGAGCCCCACGGCUGAAGAUCUCCUCUCCAGAGCUCAUUUCCAGUAUGCGGAUGGUUUCCUGCAAGCCAAAGAGACUUCGGGUGCCACAGCAUCAUCAGGACUGCAGAAGAAGGUCAAGAGAACACUACCCAACCCGCCUCCCGAGGACCUUUCGGCAGGAACACAACCGGCCUUCUCCACCGUGGGAUCAGUUUCACGCCGGAGGAUAUGCAGAAGCAACACAAUGGCCAGAGCUAAAAUCCUCCAGGAUAUAGACAGAGAACUAGACUUGGUAGAAAGAGAGUCUGCUAAGCUUCGCAAAAAACAAGCAGAGCUUGAUGAGGAAGAAAAAGAAAUAGACGCAAAACUCCGGUAUUUGGAAAUGGGCAUAAACCGACGCAAGGAAGCCCUGCUCAAGGAAAGAGAGAAGAGGGAGAGAGCCUACUUGCAAGGGGUAGCGGAGGAACGGGAUUAUAUGUCCGAUAGUGAAGUCAGCAGCACCCGGCCGGCCAGGGCAGAAUCCCAGCAUGGCCUGGAAAGACCGAGGACUGCACCCCAAACAGAAUUUGACCAAUUCAUACCGCCCCAGACACAAUCAGAAACUCAGUUUGCAACUCCUACAAGUCCUUACACGCAGUACCAAUACUCUUCCCCUGCCCUUCCUACUCAGGCACCCACUCCCUACACGCAGCAAUCUCAUUACCAGCAGCAGCAGCCUUUAUAUCAACAGCAGGUUUCGCCUUACCAGACCCAAACCGUGGUGCCGGUGUCCUUCCCUCCUCAGGCUCAACCCCCACCAACUUUACAACCUUCCUAUCAGCUCUCCUCUCCGUUGAUGAUGAUCCCGCAAAAGGCAAGGCAAACUUCAUUAUACAUGGAACCCAAGAUAACAACAAACUAUGACAUCAUCCGCAACCCGUCUCUCAUGAUAGCACCCGCGUCCUCUGAUAGUGCCUAUUCAGUGGCUCAUCUGGGCAGCAAGUAUAGCACUUUGGAUCUGAGGCUGGGACUGGACGAGAGGAGCAGCAUGGCCAGCAGCCCCAUUUCUAGCACCUCUGGUGACUCCUUCUAUGCAGACCUUGAGCACCACAGCACACGUGGUUAUGUGCUGCUGGAUGAUAUGAGGGAUCUCACCAAAGAAGCUCCAACCCUGAGUUCUGCCUAUGGGCUGCACGAAAAGGAUCUUGGCAAAGCCGAUAGGCUCCUACGGACCACCGAGGCCCGAAGAGUGCAAGAGGUCCCGGAUUUCCUUUCAUCCCUGCAAACAUCUUCCAGGCUGCACAGCUACAUGAAGACCGAUGAAGACUCAAUGGAGGAUCCCUAUGAACUGAAACUUCUGAAACAUCAGAUCAAGCAGGAGUUCCGAAGGGGCGCAGAAAGCAUGGAUCACUUAGCUGGCCUCUCCCACUAUUAUCAUGCAGAUACGAACUACAGACAUUUCCCCAAAUCUGAGAAAUACAGCAUAAGCAGGCUCACUCUAGAAAAGCAAGCUGCCAAGCAGCUUCCAGCAGCCCUUCUUUAUCAGAAGCAGUCCAAACAUAAAAAGGCUUUGAUGGAUCCCAAAUUAUCUAAAUUUUCACCCAUUCAGGAAAGCAGAGACCUUGAGCUUGAUUAUUCGACUUAUUUGACUUCCAACACCUCUUCAGUUGGGAGCAUCCCUUCCAAAGCAAAACUUCUCCAAGAUGAGAUAACAUUUGGCCUUCGGAAAAACAUUACAGACCAGCAGAAGUACAUCACUCCCACUUUGUCUCAUUCCCUGGGAACGAGUCUUGGAGCAGCGCUGAGCGUCACCAUGAGGUCAGCUUUGCAGGAUGAGGUGGACAAAUCUUACGCCAGUGCUACCAGAUCUAGACCAUCCUCAAGGCCAUCCUCUGUCUACGGGCUUGACCUAUCACUAAAACGAGAUUCUUCCAGCUCUUCUUUAAGGUUGAAAGCCCAGGAAACCGAACCCCUCGAUGUUUCCUUCAGCCAUGCAGCUCCUUCUGGAAGAACUAAGCCUACCAGUCUACCCAUAAGUCAAAGCAGAGGGCGGAUUCCAAUAGUCGCACAGAACUCAGAAGAAGAGAGUCCAUUAAGUCCAGUGGGGCAGCCAAUGGGGAUGGCCAGAGCGGCUGCUGGGCCGCUGCCCCCCAUAUCUGCAGACACCAGGGAUCAGUUUGGCUCAAGCCAUUCCCUGCCCGAAGUCCAGCAGCACAUGAGGGAGGAGUCACGCGCUCGGGGCUAUGAUCGAGAUAUUGCCUUCUUCAUGGACGACUUCCAGCAUGCCAUGUCAGAUAGUGAAGCCUACCACCUGCGUCGGGAAGAAACAGAUUGGUUCGACAAACCUCGGGAGCCCCGUCUGGAGAAUGGGCCUGCUUUUGACAGAAGGCUGCCAGAUAAGUUAGCCCACUCAAGACCACCGAGCCAACAUCAGGACCAAAUUAUUGGGAAGCCCAUCCAGUACACCUUCCCACAUGCAAGGCUGAAACUCUUGAGCGACCCAAAGGAUCACUCUGUUUCAGGCAAUGGACUUGGGAUUCGAGUUGUAGGUGGAAAAGAAAUUCCUGGAACCAAUGGAGAAAUUGGUGCUUACAUUGCAAGGAUCCUACCAGGUGGAAAUGCUGAGCAAACAGGGAAACUUAUGGAAGGCAUGCAGGUGCUGGAGUGGAAUGGCUUUCCUCUGACGGGCAAGAGCUAUGAAGAGGUCCAGAGCAUUAUCGGCCUGCAGAGUGGGGAAGCUGAAAUAUGUGUAAGACUGAAUGUCAGCAUGCUGCCAGAUGGCGAGAAUUCCCAACAUCUGGAAUUACUUGAGCCAGGAAAGACGGUGGAUAAAAUGAAAUCCCCAGGAGUUGAUCCUAAGCAACUGGCUGCAGAGCUGCAAAAGGUUUCUCUGCAGCAGGCUCCCCUGAUGGCCUCUUCAGCCAUGGAGAAGGGGUCCCACGGGCACUCGGGGACAGCAUCGGCCACCUCCAGCUCUGUCCCCAGCCCUGGGCAGCCUGGGUCCCCUUCGGUGAGCAAGAAACGGCACAGCAGCAAGCCUGCUGAAGUCUCAAAGGGGGGUCCCCAUCCCAUAACCGGAGAAAUCCAGCUUCAAAUCAACUACGACAAGCAACUUGGCAAUUUGAUUAUUCAUGUCCUUCAAGCAAGAAAUCUCGCUCCCCGUGACAACAAUGGUUAUUCUGACCCUUUUGUCAAAGUUUAUCUUCUACCUGGAAGAGGCCAAGUCAUGGUUGUCCAGAAUGCAAGCGUUGAGAACAAGAGAAAGACAAAAUACAUACAGAAAAGCUUGAAUCCUGAAUGGAACCAGACGGUUAUUUAUAAAAGCAUCUUCAUCGAACAGCUGAAGAAGAAAACUCUGGAAGUCAGUGUCUGGGAUUAUGAUAGAUUCUCCUCUAAUGACUUCUUGGGUGAAGUCCUAAUUGAACUCUCCGGUGCCUCUCCCCUGGAUAACACUCCCCACUGGUACGCUCUGAAGGAGCAGAGUGAAAGCAUUGACCACGGGAGAUCCCACUCAGGGCAGAGUAGCCAACCGUCUCCGAAACCGUCAGUCAUCAAGAGCAGAAGUCAUGGUAUUUUUCCUGACCCAUCAAAAGAUAUGCAGAUGCCCACCAUUGAGAAGUCCCACAGCAGCCCAGGAAGUUCCAAAUCUUCCUCCGAGGGACACCUGCGCUCUCAUGGACCAUCUCGCAGCCAAAGCAAAACCAGUGUCACUCAAACUCACCUUGAAGAUGCUGGGGCAGCCAUCGCUGCUGCUGAAGCCGCUGUCCAACAGCUCCGCCUCCAACCAACAGCCCAUAAAAGCGGUCAGUCUAAUCAUGCCAGGAAGCUGCACAGACACAGCAUAGCGGGCGUCCUCCCAAUUCAAAGAACUCAGUCUGACAAUCUGCCUCCACCAGCCAGUGACAACAAAGAGCAAAGCCAACUAGCCCUCAGGAAAGUGAUGUCCGAUGGACCCUUCAACCCUGAAGGAGCAAGGUCUACCAAUCACAGGCCAGGAGAAAGCUCAGUCUCUUCCACUGGCUCAUCAACCAGCACCUUUGGCAGUGGCUACAGUGUGGACAGUGAAGGAAGCAACGGCGGCGGCACCACCACCACCACCACCACCACCACCACCACCACCACCACCAUGGGGGACAACAAUCUUUUCUCCAUUCCAAGAAUAGGAAAGAUGAGCCAGAAUGGACAAGAAGCCAUGAAGCAAUCAGGGGUAGGAUUAACAGAGAUUGAAGGUAAAACUCAGGUAAUGGGUGAAAUAAAGAUUGCCUUAAAGAAGGAGAUGAAGACCGAUGGAGAACAGUUAAUAGUGGAAAUCCUGCAAUGUAGGAAUAUAACUUACAAGUUUAAAUCUCCGGAUCAUUUACCAGAUUUAUAUGUAAAGCUAUACGUUGUCAACCUUGGGACUCAAAAGAGGGUGGUGAAGAAGAAAACGAGAGUGUGCAGGCACGACCGAGAGCCUUCGUUCAAUGAGACCUUCCGAUUCAGCCUGAGUCCCUCUGGCCACUCGCUCCAAAUUCUUCUUGUUUCCAAUGGAGGAAAGUUUAUGAAGAAAACCUUGAUUGGUGAAGCAUAUAUUUGGCUUGAUAAAGUGGACCUUAGGAAAAGAAUUGUAAACUGGCACAAACUUUUAGUUAGUUCCACACAAGCCCACUGAGUGAAGAGAUCCUUGUUUGAUGUCAGACCGAUCAAGCUGGAAGAGUCUACUUGUAUGAUUCCGGGACUCCACUUUGACGUUAGGCUUAGGUAGGUUUUGCCAACUAUGAAACAAGUAACACAUGUUCUGGGCUACUUAGCAUAUUUUCAUGAGGGCUAGUCCACUGGUUUUACUAUGUAAAAAGCAAGAACAAGACAGCCAAAGAAAAACAUCACGCUUGGCUCAGAUGAUAAAAUAAGUCCACUUGAAUAAUGACAGUGAAACUGAGGGUUCAGUGGUGUUAAAACCUUUGUAGCCAUGCAGUCAAGGAACGGUACACCUGUGCUCAAAGGCAACGGGAAUGCAGAAACUCUGGCUGUGUUUGGAGGCAGACUGACUCCCAGAGAGCGGAACCUGCGUGCCAUCGGAAGGGGGGCCGCUUUAUGCAAAAGCACCCAGGGACUGACUGCCUUCCUAGUUUCGCCGAUCAGAAGAUUAUUCACCUCCGUUCUUCUGUACUUUCGAAGUGUUCAGAGUAAGAUGGUGCCUCAGGGGCAAAUGGCAGUAUCUUUUAUUUUUAUUUUAAAUAGUAGCAAUGUUUAUAUUUCUUUUCUUGGAGUACCAGUUCAGAGUAACAAUUUCAGUGUUUCUCCGUGAAUAAUGCAGAAUCAUGAUCUUAGAAUAUUAAGUCCAAAGGGAGAGAGAGAAAUUGGGGGGGGGGGAUCAGGAUUUGUUGUACAGUUGCCACCAUAGCAUGAAAUAAAACGUAGCCCUGAGUGUGUGGAAGAAGCCACCAUC